UAUUCUCGAAGUGGGCCACUGGCAUCCCGAAAAUCUAGACCAUUAGUGAACUUUUGGGUGCAACAAUAAAAAAUGGAAGAAGUGAGCUAUGAACUUCCUCCUAUCUUCAAUCUGCCAAAAUCACAACUUCAGUUGUAUGGUGAGUCUGUGUACUGCAUUGGUGAGGAUACGCUGAGCAGGUGUGCUAAUGGAAAGAACGCUCUAGAGAGAUUCACGAGUGUUGUUGCAUGGAAUAUAUCGACAGCUCGGCCAGCGAUCUUUGGUUUAGCACCGUUCAAUCCCGUCCUUGGAGAAACGCAUCAUGUGUCGAGGGGAAGUUUAAAUGUUCUUCUUGAACAGGUUUCACAUCACCCACCAGUAACUGCACUGCAUGCAACAGAUGAAAAUGCAAACGUGGAGCUAAUUUGGAGCCAAAAUCCUGUACCCAAGUUCUAUGGUUGGUCAUUUCAAACUUUCCAAAUAACGUACGAAAAAAACACUUUAUAUCUUUAUGAAUGACUCUAAAUGGAUUUUUUUUUGCUUCAUUAGUACAAGUUCUGAUUGCUAAACCAUAAUUCCGAUGAGAUCCGUUUCAAAGAUUUUCAAUCUCAGUGGACCCAAAAGAUGG
Messenger RNA from Magnolia sinica, 607 nucleotides. Its product is annotated as oxysterol-binding protein-related protein 4B-like. The transcript has 3 exons. Bases 73 to 498 code for a protein of 141 amino acids. Gene Ontology annotation, cellular component: membrane; intracellular membrane-bounded organelle; cytosol. Gene Ontology annotation, molecular function: sterol binding. The record is from RefSeq and is a predicted model, not a curated record. Lineage: Eukaryota; Viridiplantae; Streptophyta; Magnoliopsida; Magnoliales; Magnoliaceae.